GAAAAAGGAUCCGAGGUCCGGAAAUCGCCGAGGAAAAGUGGGAAAUCUUCUUCAACAAUAAUUUAGUGUUAAAAGUAAAGGCGAUACUAACAAAUUCCAGAACACAGGAAGCUGGAUUCAGUAGCAGUACGAGGGUAAAUCCUCACAGAAGAAGAAGAAGAGGCUCGUGCGUGAAAGUGCUCGGGAAACUCUGGUCGGAAAAUGGGUUCGCGAGCAAUCCUGCAGAUUUUUUCAUCGAAAGGCUUUGCCAUACUGAACACCCGUAUUCCGACGACUCUAAGCCGACAUUUCUACACACCGGCCGCCGUCCAGCGAUUGCCCAACGAGCCGGUCAAGAAGGGUCCCACGUUGCGCACCGUCCGGUCGUUUUACACUUCAAACAUUUUGCAUAAAAAGGACUAUUACAGUACGCUCGGCGUGACCAAGAACGCGUCGCCGAAAGAGAUCAAAAAGGCGUACUAUCAGCUGGCGAAAAAGUAUCACCCCGACACGAACAAGGAUGAUCCGGAUGCGGGACGCAAGUUUCAAGAAGUUUCCGAAGCCUACGAGGUGCUGAGCGAUGAAACGAAGCGCAGCGAGUACGACACGUACGGACAAACGUCGGAACAGAUGGGCCGAACCGGCGGAGGCCGGCCGGGAGCCGGGGCUGGACCCCAGGGAUUCUCACAAAACUGGCAGUUCCGUUCGACAAUCGAUCCGGAGGAGCUGUUCCGGAAGAUCUUCGGUGAUGGCGGUUUUCAGUCGGGAUUCGACGAUUUCAGUGAUUCCAAGUUUGGCUUUGGUGGGGCGCAGGAGAUUAUCAUGAAUCUAACCUUCGCACAAGCGGCUCGUGGUGUAAAUAAGGACAUUGACGUGAACGUGGUGGACACGUGCCAGAAGUGUAGCGGUUCCCGGUGUGAGCCGGGCACCAAACCGGGUAAAUGUCAGUACUGCAAUGGAACGGGUAUGGAAACGAUAUCGACUGGACCUUUCGUGAUGCGCUCGACGUGCCGAUACUGCCAGGGCACGCGGAUGUUCAUAAAAUACCCUUGCCUCGAGUGCGGCGGCAAGGGACAGACGGUUCAGCGGAAACGGGUUACUGUCCCAGUGCCGGCGGGUAUCGAGGAUGAGCAGAUGGUGCGCAUGAAUGUUGGCAGCAAGGAAAUUUUCAUUAAAUUUAAGGUAGAGAAAAGCCGCUACUUCCGGCGAGAUGGAGCGGAUGUACAUACCGAUGCCUCAAUUUCCUUAUCACAAGCCGUCCUAGGCGGCACAAUCCGAGUGCAGGGUGUGUACGAAGACCAAACCAUUCAGAUUCCGCCCGGAACAUCGUCACACAAGGUCAUCAAUCUCACAGGCAAAGGGCUACGGCGGGUAAACAGCUAUGGGAGUGGGAAUCAUUACAUUCAUUUGAAAAUUCAAACUCCCACCAAGUUGACGCCCCAGCAAAAGGCUCUGCUACAGGCCUACGCAGAACUCGAGGAAGAUACUCCUGGUCAGAUAAUGGGAGUUACGCACAGGAGUGAUGGUAAGUCCACAUCAUCCUCUUCGUCAACCACCUCCUCCUCCUCUACUUCCUCCACGUGGUCUUCGGAGAAAGUAUCGGAAAAGCAAACGCAGGGCGCUCGAGAUGAUUCCUAUCGUGACUAUAAACCGCACGAUGAAACCGAAACACACGAUUACCAAAAAGAGCAGCUUGGCCCGAGGUUCUACUAUUCGCUUGGCGUACUGCUAGUGCUCUGUUGGUUCGGGUAUUAUUGCUUCAAUCAGAGCAACGAGCAGUUCGAGCGUGAACGAGAGCUCGCUCUCGAACGUCAGCGACAGGACAAGCUCUACCACAAACUGAAAAGUCCUUCCGAUGACACGACGUAGAAAAGGAGGAGCGAGGUGGGAGAAAACGAACAUCGAUUGUUAAGUGGUGAUUGGUUCCGUGGUCCCAAGGACUUGGCUAGAAAAAAAAGUAUCAAAAUAAAAUGGCCAAAAAGGCCCCCGCUUAACAA
This is a messenger RNA of Anopheles aquasalis, 1976 nucleotides long. Its product is annotated as protein tumorous imaginal discs, mitochondrial-like. Lineage: Eukaryota; Metazoa; Arthropoda; Insecta; Diptera; Culicidae. Gene Ontology annotation, molecular function: heat shock protein binding; ATP binding. Gene Ontology annotation, biological process: mitochondrion organization; negative regulation of apoptotic process; response to heat. Gene Ontology annotation, cellular component: mitochondrion. The record is from RefSeq and is a predicted model, not a curated record.